Messenger RNA from Vitrella brassicaformis, 4383 nucleotides. The record is from the annotation of a GenBank genome assembly. Lineage: Eukaryota; Vitrellaceae.
CUUCACCAAAGCAGGGGAGGCACCGUGGCGGGAAUGAGGAAGGCGACAUCCACGUCGCUGCCGCCGCGCCCCAACCGUCCCAGCCGGGCGACCUCGCUGUUGUGCUUCGUCCGCCCUCCGAGAGCGCCGUUCCAUGCAGGCCUGGCGAGGAGCGGCGACAGCGAUAGCCUGGUCAAGCCCGGCAAGGCCGUCAGGAGCGACGCCCUGCCGCCCAGGCAGCCCGCCGCCAAGAGGGGCAAGUGGCGGAGGGCGGCUGUGUCGGUCCCACCGCCCAUCCAGACGCCUACUGCUAGGUCAGUCAGUCAGACAUUGUGGAAUGGCCGAGGAACACUCGUGUGAAGCGAGAUUGCUGUACCAUAUGCUCUCUGUGUGUUGUUUGUUACGAUGGUUCCUUUUGUGGUCAGGUGUGUGCCGUGGGUGCCCCUGACCCGUCCGAAGCGGGCGUUGGGGAGCAGCAGCAACAGCACCGCUCGCCGCCGGCCUCGCGCGCGGUCUCGUGAGCCGCAUCGGCCUCGCGAGACCCAUCAGAGCCUCAAGCGGACGACCAGUCGAUUCCGGUCCCUAUCGCUGACUCUGAGGAGCUACUUCAACCCCUCGGGCAAGUCCACUCAUGCCGUGUCAUCCACCUCAACCACUACUGCUGGGACGCCAUCGCCAGGUGCGCAAGGAAGAAGCCACGAUCGAUCGACGCGGAGGCACAGCUAAUGUCGUGUGUGUUGUGUGGUGUUGUGUGGUGUUGUUUCAGAUUGCAGCAGUCGGUGUUCGUUCCUGAGUGGUGCUGGCGAUCUGACGGUUCGCCCCCCCAAGCUGCUGCUGCCCAUCCCCAUCAAGCGCACCAUCACCGACGGCCCCCGCGGCCCCUCCCUCCCCCCAUGCUCCCUGCAGCAGAUCACCCUCCCAUCCGUCCCCCCAUGUAUCGGCCUCACACCCACCCACUCAUUCGCCUGCGGCUUCUCGAGUGACCCGCGAGUGUUGUGGGAGCACCCCCAGCCCAUCCCCCUCCCACCCACACCCGCCAUCCACCGGCUCCGCGGCGGCCGCGGCCGACAUAAGGCGGUCGACCUGGUCUUCUUUCAGAGGAAGAGGGAGCGGUCCACUGACAGGGCGCCCAGCACCCAAGGGGGCGGCCCACCGCCAGCCAGCGCCAGCGGGGCCGGGGGCGGUGUUGGCGUGUCGGGUUCGAUUGGCGGCGGCGGCGGCGGUGGUGGUGGUUGUGGCGGUGUUAGUUGUGUGAAGCCGCCGCAGCCGCCGCAGAAGAGCGAGGGUGAGUUGGUGGUGCGCCGGCGGAGGGGCCGGUACGACAUGGGCAGGCGAAGUAUUUCUGUCGACCGGGGCGGCCGCAUCGUCGCGGGCAGGCAAGUGCCGCUGGACCACAUCACGCUGGCGCAGAUGGCCGGGACCAGGGAGUGACGAGAAGAACACAGCACAGCACAGUGGCACGGCACACAGAGAGACGCGCAAGCCAGAGAGAGAGAGAUAGGGAGGGAGGGAGGGAGGGGCUGUGUAUGCCUGAUAUGGGUGGUGGGUGCGUGGGUGUGUGUUAUUAUCAUUGGGAGGGGUCUGUGCUGCGCUGUCAAGACACAGAACGAAAUCGGGCUGGUGUUGAAUUGCUUUCUCUAUUUCCAUCGACUGAUCGACCGAUUUGCCCUGCCUGGCUGUCGGGCUUUCCUAUCAUGCCACCCUGUCAUGCCCUCCUCUUAUUGUGCUGGCUACUCAACGAUGGUAGCGGCACGCCUCACCUGUCUGUCUCUCUGUCUGCCUGUCUGCUGGCUGUCUGUCUGUCUGUCUGUUUGGCUGUCUGUUUGGCUGUCUGGCCCCCUGCCUGUGAAGUUAGAGAGUGUCUGUUUGUCGCCAUUCCUUUCUUGGGUGAUUCCUAUGAGUGAGUGAGUGUGUAUGUCGUGGUGCGAUUUCGUCUCGUGCACCUUGAGGGCAAGGCAGAGCGGAGCGGGGUAGGCGGUUGGGCGAGUGAUGGAUGGAGGGAGGGAGGGAGGGAAGGCCAAGCCAGCCCCGGCAAUGCACGAGGGGCGAGCGGCCCCCUCCGCUCCUUAUUUAAAUGAUGACGACUGAUGAGUGAUGACCAUGGAUGGAUCGAUGCAUCGAUGGAUGGACCACACCCUUUUGCUGACCGGCAAGCACACUCACACACAUCACAUUCACCCACGCGACGCCCCUCCGCCCGCUUGCUGCUGCGCCUUUCUCUUUCGCUUUCUUCCACACACAACACACACACGCGCACGUGGGUGGGGGGGCGACCGAGUGAGCGUAUGAUUGUACGUGUAUAGGGAUGGGAUUCUCUCUGGCUUGAUGGAUUGAUGGAUUGAUGGAUGGAUGGAUGGAUGCUGCGCUGUGUCGCGUUUUGGCAGCUUUGAGGGCGGGGAAAGGAGAGGCCAGGGGCCUGAAUCGAUGCGCGCAGGGGGGAGACACGAGAGACGCGGGACGACCGGGGGGAACGGGCAUCCACGUGAGAGAGAAGAGAUUUGGAGGGAAGGAGGGAGGGGGAAAGGUUCGGAGGGGGGAGGGGCCGCCCACCCACACCCACAUUGCAUGCAUGCAUUGCAGUCAUUGUGGUGUCCAUCACCAGCUGCCCCGACGCCACCAGCACACAUCACACGUCACCGUCACACACACACGCACACACCCACACAUGACAUGGCACACACACUUAUCUCGCUUUGAUGAACGGUUCACCAUCACUUGUACAUGUGUCUCGCCUCACCUCCCUGUGUGUAUACCUAUACGUGACCAGCAGCCAGCCGGUUGGUCCCCGCUCCCCUCCCCCUCCCUCCUCUUUCCCCCCUCCCGGGCUGUCAUGUGCUCGUCGUGCUUGGCUUGUAGGGCACUCCUCACUCUCUCCUUCUGUGGACUACGCUAUACUGGACUGCUGUAUCCUCAUGUGUACAUGUGUGUGUCAGGAGACUUGCGAAGACUGUGGAUACGGACGAACGAAGACAGGCCCACUUCGGUUUUUGGUUAUCGAUCGCGGUACAUACCAUACUCUUCUCUCUCUGUGUGUCUGUGCAUGUGCAUGUGUGUGUGUAUCUGUGUUCCCGUGUGCGUGAAUAUCGUCCCCUGCCCUCCCUCCUUGCCUUGCCUUGCCCAUGCCCCACUCACUGACCCCUAUCUGCAUGCGUCAUGCGUACCUACAUCAAUACACGUGUGUGCGUGAGUGUGUGUGGGCGGGCGGCCGGGGGGCCGGCGCAGCCUAUAUGUGCUGCCUGACUGCUUGCCUGCUUGCCUGUCUUGUCUGCCUGCGUAACGGCUGCCUUCUGCGUGUCUGUCCGUCUGUCCAUUUUGUGUGGACAGACAGACCGACAAAGCCUCACACAGCAGAGAAGUUUGGUCAGCGCUGGUGGAAGAAAGGAAGGGAAAGAGAGAGGGAGGGGUACAUAUGGAUUUCGAGACAGAUCGACAGAUCGACAGCCAGCCAGCCAGCCAUACAGACAGCCAGACAGCCAAGUUUUGCCUACGUGUAUAUAUGCCCACAGCAUCAUGAUGUAUGUGUGUGUUGUGUGUUGUGUGAUUGUACGCGAUGCCUGCCUGCCUGCCUGCCUGGAUACCUACCUGCAUAUUGACAGACAUCACACAACAGAUAGAUCGGCCUAGUUUGACCUGCUGGAGCAGAGAGAGAAGAAAGACAGAGAGACAAGUUGACAGACAGACAGACAGCUGAGGCAUUCGUCGUGUAUGUGUGUGCAUGUGUGUGUGCAUGUGUGUGCGCGCGUGGUGACAGUCUUAGUUUGUUUCAUUCCUUUCAUUGACUGAGUGAUUGAUUGAUUCCUUCGUUCGUUCGUACAGCUGACUCCACCCACCUGACUCCAUGGACUGACUGACUGAGUGACUGACUGGUUGACUGAGUGAGUGACUGAUUGGAUUGCUUGACUGGCUAGUUUGGGGCACGAUGGGGGCUGGAUGCUGCGGAAUGGGAUGGAAUAGGAUGCUUGAUUGGUGGCUGGUUGAUGCAGGCAGGAGUGCCCGCCAUGCACACGCAGGCACAGCACACACAGCACAUAGACAGACAUUGGUGUUGGACUCAUUGUGUAACGGCGCAUCGAUGGACACUGGGUCGUGUGAGAGCCUGUGCGUUGGGUUGGAAGCUUCGUCGGUUUAGCUGCCACUGUAGCUAGCUGGAUGGAUGAUGGAUGAUGGUGCUGGUGGUGGUGGUGCUGCUGGUGGUGGUGCUGGCCGGUGGCUGUGGGCGGCGGGGCGGGGGAGGACACGGACGUGGUCAUGGUCGAUCGGGCGUGCGGCUCAUGCAUUCGAUCACGUGUACACUCACUCGCUGAACGACCUCAAUCCAAUCGAUGCCUGGCUGUCUGUCUGCCUGCCAUCUGGAUCGCUCGGCAUUCAUGUGAUGAUUCAUUCCCCUAGCUACGCAGUCGCUUG